Molecule: messenger RNA, 997 nt
Organism: Rubroshorea leprosula
Lineage: Eukaryota; Viridiplantae; Streptophyta; Magnoliopsida; Malvales; Dipterocarpaceae
Source: the annotation of a GenBank genome assembly
AUAUUCAAAAAAAUUUGAGGGAGAAAGAGAGAAGAAAUUCCAAAGGAGAGGUUGGAAAUUCUCUCCUAGAGAUGCGAGGCAUUUUUGGCUUGUCAAUUCAAGGAGCAUACUACGAAGAGGUGGUUCUAAGCUACAAAGAGCUUACAGAGGAUUUACCACCUUACUGUUUGCUUUUGUUUAAAGCCUUUGUCAUGAUAGAGAAUUAUGAUCGUUAUGAUGGCGAUGGGAAUGUGAUUUCAAUUCCUAAACUUGACCGCCCAUUGAAGUGGACAUUUGGACAUGUGAGAAAACUAGGGGGUGUACCAGAACAAUGGGAUCGACUUGGCAUAUUUGUUUUUCCAGAUGGAGAAGAAUUUGUCAAAGUUGGAACUUUCAAAGCCACAACUCAAAUGGCAAUCGGUGUUACCUACAGCUUGGUUCCUCCUAUCUUGGCAUGCAUUUAUCGUGGACUUCGACAACUGACAAAAGUGCUUGAAGGAUCAUGGGCUAACAUUUUGGAUUUCAUGAUGAGCAUCAGAGCAGGUUAUGUGGUGCUCCGCCAAGAAGGUAGCUUCACUAAAAAGUCUUACAAUCUUCAUCGAUUUGCUAGACAGCAUGGAUUUCAGCAAAGGCUUCCAAGAAGGCAUGUGAAAUUGCCUCAUGGUUGUGAAGUGUCAAAUCUUUACCACCUUUGGUUAUCUUUAAUUCAAGUGCAUAGUAACACAUUUCUUCAUAUCCCCUCAGUUGAAGGCGAAGUAGCAUCUAGGGUUGACCCAGCCUAUUUGAAGUGGUGGAAUGAAGAAGCUUUUCCUUCAAUUUCUACAGUUUGCAUCUAAUUCUUAAAGGCUAGUGAGGCUAGAAAUUUCAUCUCAUCCCUAAUGAAGAACACUAUGAUUAGACCUCAAGGGAAAGGGAAACAGCUUCAGGCACUAUUGUCUCCCUUGUAGAAGCAAAGUAAUGCCAGCGACCUUAGUCCAUCUUCAAAGAAGUAGACAUGCAAUAGAAGUCCCCAAAGAGU